ACACAAACAAACCAGGACUGGUGCUGCUGUCGGGCGAGGAAGGCUGUGUGCAAGUGAGAGCUGUAGGCGAGACCCCCAGGGCUGUGCUGGAUCAUGUUUGCCUGUCGCUUACCCUGGCGGAGAUCCAGUGUCACGUGCAAGUUGUGGCAAUCGGGUCACUUUCUGCCUUGGGGCCGGUGCCAAAUGCUGAGUAUUAAAGGAAUCAACACCACCGUGGGGCAGGAGCAACAGGCCAGCAUGAAGGAAAAACAAGUGUCAGAAGAUUUGGAAAUGCGCCUCCCAAGGAGAGAUGCAGAGGUCCUCUUCCAAGAGCAGCCUGAGACUGGGAACCAGUACUUGGAAGACACUUUGCUUCGGAGUUACUUGAAAACACACCUUCCUCCCAAGGUCCUAGAGGAGGUGCAUCAGGACCUGGAGAGGUUUGGAAACCGCCUGCUGACCAAGAUCCAACCUCUGAGUUGGGAAUGUGAGCUGAACCCCCCUGUGUUCCAGCAGUACAAUGCCUGGGGGCAGCGCGUGGAUCACAUCCACACCUGCUCAGCAUGGAGGAGGAUGAAGGAGAUUUCAGCAGAGGAAGGGCUGAUUGCUGAGGCCUAUGAGAAAAGAUACUCCAACUGGAGCCGCCUGUACCAGGCUGUCAAACUGUACUUGUUCUCAAGCUCCUCUGGAGGUUUCAGCUGUCCACUGGCCAUGACUGAUGGCGCAGCCAAAGUCAUUGAGUCACUGGGUAUUCCUGGAUCUCUGAAAAACGCUUUUGACCGUCUGACAUCCCGCGACCCUGAGAAGUUCUGGACCUCUGGCCAGUGGAUGACCGAGAGAAGGGGUGGCUCAGAUGUUGCAAACGGCACCGAGACCAUGGCCAGGAAGCAGCCAGAUGGCACCUAUCGUCUGUAUGGAUUUAAGUGGUUCACAUCAGCAGCUGAUUCUGAUAUGGCAUUAACCCUGGCCAGGAUAGCAGAUGCUGAAGGACAGUGUACCCAGGGCUCCAGAGGCCUGUCCCUGUUCUUCCUGAGGGUUCGGGAUGAGGAGGGGAAGCUGAACAACAUCGAGGUGCAAAGGCUGAAGGACAAGCUGGGCACGAGGCAAAUGGCAACAGCAGAGCUGUGGCUGCAAGGAGCCAGAGCAGAGCUGAUCUCUGCAGAGGGCCGUGGAGUGGCUGCCAUCUCCAACAUGCUGAACAUCACUCGGAUCCACAACGUCAUUGGUGCAGUGGCUUCCAUGAGAAGGAUGAUCAGUCUGAGCAGGGACUAUGCCUGCAAGCGCAUGGCCUUUGGGAAGCUCCUCAAGGACCAUCCCCUGCACAUGCAGACAAUAGCCCGGAUGGAGGUGCAGGUGAGAGGGGCGUUUCUGCUGCUCAUGGAGAUCGUUCGCCUGCUGGGCCUGGCUGAAACCAACCUGGCGAGUGAGCAGGAGCAGCUGCUGCUGAGGCUGCUCAUCCCAGUGGCCAAACUGUACACGGGGAAACAGGCUUCUGCCGUGGCUGUUGAGGCGAUGGAGAGUUUUGGGGGCCAAGGUUACAUGGAGGACACAGGCUUGCCAGUCAUACUCCGGGAUGCUCUGGUGCUGUCCAUAUGGGAGGGAACAACAAAUAUCCUGUCCCUGGAUGUGCUGCGAUCCCUCGCCAAGAGCCAAGGGCAGGCGAUGGCUGUGUUCCUGUCCACAGUGCAGAAAAAGCUGGAGCUGGCUUCAGGCACUGAGGAACUGUCCCCGGCCGUGCAGCGGGCACGGGAAGCCAUUGGGAGCCUCCGCCAGUUCCUGGCAGCCGCGGGCUCAGAGCGGGCACUGACCAUGGAGCUGGCAGCCAGGGACUUCUCCUACAGCCUGGCACGGAUCUACACAGGAGCUCUGUUAAUGGAACACGCGGCUCGGCCUGACGCUUCCCGCACAGACGUCUGCGCUGCCCUGAGGUGGUGCAACCAGGAGCUGUGUCCGGUGGCCGUGGAGUCAGGGAGGGGCAGCUACGAGGAGGGGGCAGCGCUCCAGGACAGCGCCCUGGUGCUCGGGAACAGCCGGCUCUGAGCGCCCGCCGCCACCGCACGGACACGGGAGCCGUUGGUUUCCACCCUGCACCUGCCACCACCACCCUCAGCUGUGCCCAGCUCUGAGCACUGACCCUGCCCGGGUGACAUCCCUCCUGCCCAGUGACUCCAGUGCCACCUCGCUCUGCCCUGUCCGGGAGGGGCACCUGGGACGAGAGGGGCGCUCAGUUCCCAGCGAUUCCUGACGCCGUUUGAGGACCGGCACAGGAGGUUGUUCCACAGCCCGGGGGCAGCACUGAAGCCGCCUAUCGCGACAGCAGCGCCGGUGUCCCGACAGGCUCGUGGGCUGUCCGGGAGUUGGGACAAAGGAGAGAGGGAAGGAAACUCCUUAGGAAGAAUUGAUCACGGGGAAAUGAGCUCUGACACCUUCAGCCGUGUCCUCCGCUGGCAGAGCUGCCGCCCCUGGCAGGAGCUCUUCUGCACCUUGGGGAAGCUCAGAACUUCUCUGAUCCCUCGGCCGGGGCAGACCCACACUCGGCAUUUCCCAGAUCAGAAACGCUUCCCGGCAGGGCUGUGCCCGGGGCUCGCAAUAUCUGCAGGACAAUGAGCCCCUGAGAAAGCCCUCAGGAGAAACUCGAGUACGAGAGGAGCUCCAGGAAAUCCCACUGUGAGGUGUAACUGAAACGCUUUGCGCGUUCCUUACACCACCAAACGCCAUUCCUGCUUCUUGUCUGCUCCAGAUCCCAUCAGUGGCUCUACCCCAACCUGGUUUAUUUUGAUUUAAUGAACACCAUCGAAUCACAGACGGAUUGUGCUCAAGGUCUUGUGAUGAAACAUCUGACCCCCAAGAACUCAGGGCAAAUCCUCAAAUAUGUAUGAGAAGAAAUAAAUGAUGGUGGAGGCCUGAGGGGACAGGACUGUGCACAGCUGGAAUGAGCAGGCAGUGCUUGGAAAAUGGGAAUAACCCUUGUGCAGGACCAACAUCAGUUGAGUUCUCCACUUUCUGGGACAAAGAGAUCUUAAACCUGAAUGAGUUUGGUUUGUUCCCAAAGAGCCACAGCUCCACCAUCCAGCGUUGGGAUAAGGCAGGUGCAAGUGGGAAUGGAGGUUCCACUGCCAAACCCUGCCACAAGCAGGGGGAAUUCCUGGAGAUCCAGGCUGCUCCUGCAUUUGGGUAACAUCACCAGACUGAGAUACCAUGGUUGGUCAAGGGGAAAAAGAAAAACAUGGCAUGGAGGGAGCUGAAACUCUGGCACCUUUCUCUG
Molecule: messenger RNA, 3244 nt
Organism: Pyrgilauda ruficollis (rufous-necked snowfinch)
Lineage: Eukaryota; Metazoa; Chordata; Aves; Passeriformes; Passeridae
Product: acyl-CoA dehydrogenase family member 11-like
Exons: 15
Coding region: 94-2019 (641 amino acids)
Molecular function (GO): oxidoreductase activity, acting on the CH-CH group of donors
Source: RefSeq, a predicted model, not a curated record